Messenger RNA from Cygnus olor (mute swan), 687 nucleotides. RefSeq names its product vitamin K epoxide reductase complex subunit 1-like protein 1. The record is from RefSeq and is a predicted model, not a curated record. The transcript is spliced from 4 exons. Gene Ontology annotation, biological process: peptidyl-glutamic acid carboxylation; vitamin K metabolic process. Bases 44 to 523 code for a protein of 159 amino acids. Lineage: Eukaryota; Metazoa; Chordata; Aves; Anseriformes; Anatidae. Gene Ontology annotation, molecular function: vitamin-K-epoxide reductase (warfarin-sensitive) activity.
GCCGUUUCCGGCGGGGCGGGGGGGGAGGGGGGGCGCGCGCACGAUGGCGGCGCGCGCGGUGCUGUGCGCGGCGGGCUUCGCCCUGUCCCUGUACGCCCUGCACGUGGAGCGCGCCCACGCGCGGGACCCCACGUACCGGGCCGCGUGCGACCUGGGCCCCGCCGUGUCGUGCACGCGCGUGUUCGCCUCCAGGUGGGGCCGCGGGCUGGGGCUGGUGGAGGGGCUGCUGGGCCGGGACAGCGCGGCCAACGUCCCCAACAGCGCCAUCGGGCUGCUCUUCUACCUGCUGCAGGGGCUGCUGGGCGCGGUGCCGGGCACGGCGGCCUCGGCAACCCUGCUCGCCACCUCGGCGGCCUCGGUGGCCACCUCGUUGUACCUGGCGGCCGUGCUGGCCUUCGGCCUCCGCGACCUGUGCCUCGUCUGCCUGGCCACCUACGUCCUCAACGCGCUGCUCCUCUUCCUCAACUGGCGCCGCUGGCGGCGGCGGCACCACGGUCGCGACGCGGCGCCCAAACGGGAUUGAGGCGGCCCCGGCGGCAACAUGACGGGGGCUGCUCAGUUGUAGACCAAAAGUCGAUCCGGGGACCCACUUUUUCCUUCAGUUCCACCCCCAAAAUGGAUCCAGGAAUUCAGGGAACCACAUUUUUCCUCAGUUCUACUCCAAAAACGGACCCAGGGAUGCACGAA